AUAUUGAAGUAUGAUGCAUUUUUCUGACGACGUUCAAACAUGACCAUACACUCCACGCGUGCGCAAUUCCCGGCACCCUCCCAUACCAAAGUGACCGAUGUAGGCUACUCGUCGUUUUCUGGAUUCCUUGACAGCCCUUACGCCGGAGUGAAUUCGUGUCGACUGCCCAGAGUCCGCGAAUUCAGGUCCGUCCCAAAAAACUGAUAACGCAUUCAAAAAUCAACAAAAGAAAGGACACAGCAAUACAAGAGAAAAAGUUUUUCACCUGAGGAAAGCUUGUAAGCACAAUGUCUCUGCACCAGUUUAUCUUGGAGCCUAUCACUUGUCACGCUUGGAAUCGGGACAAAACACAAAUUGCCAUCAGCCCAAACAAUCACGAAGUCCAUAUUUAUAAGAAGAGUGGGAACCAGUGGACGAAAGCGCAUGAAUUAAAAGAGCACAAUGGGCACAUUACAGGUAUUGACUGGGCCCCUAAGAGCGACCGCAUUGUGACCUGUGGUUCUGACCGCAACGCCUACGUGUGGAGCCAGAAGGAUGGGAUCUGGAAGCCCACCCUGGUGAUUCUGAGGAUUAACCGUGCAGCGACCUUUGUGAAGUGGUCGCCCCUGGAGAACAAGUUUGCAGUGGGCAGUGGAGCUCGUCUCAUCUCUGUGUGUUACUUUGAGUCAGAAAAUGAUUGGUGGGUUAGCAAACACAUCAAGAAACCGAUUCGUUCUACAGUCCUUAGUUUAGACUGGCAUCCGAAUAAUGUCCUCCUGGCAGCUGGGUCAUGUGACUUCAAAUGCAGGGUGUUCUCUGCAUACAUUAAGGAGGUGGAUGAGAAGCCGGCUGCCACUCCCUGGGGUUCGAAGAUGCCGUUUGGGCAGGUGAUGGCGGAGUUUGGGGGCGCGGGCAGCGGUGGAUGGGUUCACAGUGUCAGCUUCUCUGCCAGUGGGGGCCGCCUGGCCUGGGUCAGCCAUGACAGCACAGUGACUGUGGUGGACUCCACCAAGGGCUCCACGCUAUCCCAGCUAAAGACUGAAUUCCUUCCCCUACUAAGUGUGAUGUUUAUCUCUGAAAACAAUGUUCUUGCAGCGGGCCAUGACUGCUGCCCAAUGCUGUUCAGUUAUGAUGACCAGGGUGCGCUGACCUUCACCUCCAAGUUAGACAUUCCAAAGCAGAGUAUCCAGCGCAAUAUUUCUGCCAUGGAGCGCUUCCGGAACAUGGACAAGAGGGCCACCACUGAGGACCGCAACACUACCCUGGAGACACUGCACCAGAACAGCAUCACCCAAGUGUCUAUAUAUGAAGGAGACAAAGGAGAUUGUCGUAAAUUCUGCACUACAGGAAUCGAUGGAGCAAUGACCAUUUGGGAUUUCAAGGCACUAGAGUCUUCUCUCCAAGGCCUACGAAUAAUGUAAGGAAAAUGAAGAGGACUAGCCUGACACAGCUCCAGGACCAUGAAGACCGUUCACAUCACCUCAGGAUGUGUCAACUUUAAUGAAGAUUUGAAACGAAUGCGCACUGAGAUGGUGUCACUGUAUAUUUAAAAACGCUAAAGGGAGGGACAAUGUCAAUGAAACCAUGUGUGGAAUGUUUAUUUUCCUUUUUCUUUACCUUUUACUUCAGCUGUGAUUUAUUUUUUAUUUUUAUUCUAUACCAAAGCUGGUUUGCCCCAGUGGUGUGAUAGCAGGUAUGGCUGCUUGGCUCCUCUGGACACAGGAGAUCAUUAACUUAAAUGGGUGAUUUUAUGUAAAUGGACUGAGAAAUAAAUGAAGUACAUGUACACUA
Molecule: messenger RNA, 1770 nt
Organism: Conger conger (European conger)
Lineage: Eukaryota; Metazoa; Chordata; Actinopteri; Anguilliformes; Congridae
Product: actin-related protein 2/3 complex subunit 1A
Exons: 10
Coding region: 288-1400 (370 amino acids)
Biological process (GO): Arp2/3 complex-mediated actin nucleation
Cellular component (GO): actin cytoskeleton; Arp2/3 protein complex
Molecular function (GO): actin filament binding
Source: RefSeq, a predicted model, not a curated record